GCAAUUGACAUGUCAACUGCAGUACUUAAACUAUCAGAGAAGGGUGAUCUUCAGAAGAUUCAUGACAAGUGGCUGAUGAAAAGUGCUUGCAGUGCAGAAGGAGCAAAGCAAGCUGUAGAUCGCCUUCAGAUAAAGAGCUUUUGGGGCCUUUUUCUGCUGAGUGGCAUAGCUUGCUUUCUUGCUCUUGUUCUUCAUGUUAUUCGCAUGAUGCACAAAUACUACAAGCGGCCUGAUUCUGACUGUGAGAGCUCACAAUCUAGACGGCUUCAAUCUUUCGUUUCGUUUGUAAAUAAAAGGGAGCAAGAAGUGAAAAGCAGACCCAAGAGAAUGAGGACUGAGAAGGCCUCAAGUAAAAUAGUGCAUGAAGAUAGUAGCAUCAAUGGUUUGGAUGAAAGCGUCUAAACUAUGAGAUAAUGAAAAAAAGUGAAAAAUAAGUGAUUGAUUUGUAGCUCAAAUGAUUAUAUCCAUGCAUAAUAGGUCUUUAGAUUCGAUUUUUCAUUCUCUAAUAUUACUUGUAUAAAAA
This is a messenger RNA of Prunus persica (peach), 523 nucleotides long. RefSeq names its product glutamate receptor 3.6-like. The record is from RefSeq and is a predicted model, not a curated record. Lineage: Eukaryota; Viridiplantae; Streptophyta; Magnoliopsida; Rosales; Rosaceae. The coding region runs from base 10 to 402 and encodes 130 amino acids. The transcript has a single exon. Gene Ontology annotation, cellular component: plasma membrane. Gene Ontology annotation, molecular function: signaling receptor activity; ligand-gated monoatomic ion channel activity.